AUGCUGCCCUCGUCUCUGUCGACUCUGCCGACCCGGUCGGUGCCGUCGUCUGUGUCGUAUCCUCGGCUGCGGCACGGCUCGCAUCUCGACCUGGCGGCCUUGUCGCCGCUCCAGACCCUGCCCAACGAGGUCCUGACCUACAUCCUGCUCUACGUCAACGACUGCUCCGACUGGGUUGCGGCCUCGGCCACAUGCAAAUCGCUCUACGUGUGCACCCGCCCACUUAUCUACCGGGCGCCGCACUUUUUGUCGACGUUCUCAUGGGCUCAGUUCCACAUCUUGCUGGCCACCCACCCCGCCAAGCAGUACGGCAAGUUCGUCCAGGUCAUUGAUUUGUCGCUCAACUCCAAGCCCUCGAUCGACUCCGUUCUCAUCCCGGUGCUGCCGACUUCACUGGUAGUCAACAGCAACAAUCUGUCAUUGCUCCUCUACCGGAGCUAUUUCGGAGCCUUCCGCUCUCGCAACUUUCGUCUCUCGAGCGUUUUCCAAGCCCCAUCCCUCUUUCUGUCAAACAGCCCCAACGUCGCCAGCGGCAGCGCAAUGUCUGCCCACGCCACCCCGAUCAUUCCUCACAUCAUGCCAAACAUGUCGCUGCCCUCCAGCAGCACCGAUCCAGGCUUUUUUGCCGACACGUCGCCUAUCCUGGGACUUCACCCAUACCCGCCCACGUAUGCCUCCCAUAGUCACACGGCCUUUGACGCCUUUGACUGGUCUGUACCCGUCGUGGACGCAGCGGAGCCUCCCGAAGUGCCUUUGUCGGCAGGCAUCGACGGCGGAGUGCCCUUUGUCGAGCUCGAAGACAGCAUCAUCACGGUCCACACCUUUGGAUCAGCCGUGUCGGAUGUCGCACUGAAAGAACGAGACCGUCUCCUCAGCACCGUUGGCUCCCGGCAGUGCUCUCCGGUCGUAAAGGGAAUCGAGGUGUCGGCAUCCUCCCUUGUGCAGCUUGCCGAGAACUGCCCAAAUCUCAAGGUGCUCCACCUCGGAGACUGCAUCGUCUCCUCGGACGUCUACAUUGUCGAGACCGGCGAAUAUCUCUCGGGCAUCGCCUAUCGCGUGCAGCCCUAUCUCACUCAAAUUGAGAUCUCUCCCGCAGACGGGCUGCUCGCUGUCGCCGACAACUGCCCGCAUUUGAUCUCGAUCGAUCUCAGAGGCGCUCCCUGGGUCACCGAGAAGCUGGUGCGCUAUCUUGUCCAGCGACUCAAGCAACUGCGGUGCCUCAACCUCGAGAGGUGCAUGACUCUCCGCAAGUCCUGUGGUCGGCUGUACUUAUUCAAGAAACACGACGACCUUGAAGCCGCAAUCGAAAAGGCCUUCCCGAACUAG
Molecule: messenger RNA, 1326 nt
Organism: Polychytrium aggregatum
Lineage: Eukaryota; Fungi; Chytridiomycota; Chytridiomycetes; Polychytriales
Exons: 2
Coding region: 1-1326 (441 amino acids)
Molecular function (GO): protein binding
Source: RefSeq, a predicted model, not a curated record